Molecule: messenger RNA, 327 nt
Organism: Podarcis lilfordi (Lilford's wall lizard)
Lineage: Eukaryota; Metazoa; Chordata; Lepidosauria; Squamata; Lacertidae
Source: the annotation of a GenBank genome assembly
AUGAACAGGUUUGCAAAAUUCUGGGUUCUGAGUCAUUGCAUCACAAAGGGCUCAAUUCCCUCAGAUCUUGGAGCUUCUUGCACCCUGCUCUGUACCAACAAAUGCCUUAUUAAUGCUGAUGAAAGCAGUGCCAUACUCCAACUUGCAGUCCUGUGUCCUAUGAGAAGUAUUCAUUUGAAAACUGUAACAAAGCAGCCCAGUUGCUUUCAGAGCAUUUUGAAUGUGUUUUGGUUUAGUCCAAGAAAUGUGGUGUCCUGGUCUGAGUGGUAUUUUAGGUGGUGUUCUUCCUCUGGCCAUAACUCGCAAUACAGUUACUAUAAAGUAUAG